UUUGGAAGUUCGGGGCGUAAGAAGAAUGGUUGAUUGUUGAAGUUGGGCAAGAAAAGGCUUGGUUUGGCGUUUGAACAUCUUGUGUGGGUUAAGGCUUAGUUUUCUUUAGCAUAUUUGCAGGUUUAUGAGGUGAGGGCAGCUGUGUGCUAAAGUUGAAAUCGAGAUGACUCCUCCAAAGAGUAUUUUAUCGACUCCUGGAGCAAGUUCAGACAGCAUAGAAACGAAUCUCUCUGAAGAUCCACCUCAGAGAAAAAUGACAAAGUCCAAAAAAUCAUCUCAAGUAAAUAAGAAUAGUGACGAUUAUCGCCGGCGAAGGGAGCGAAACAACCUUGCUGUGAAGAAAUCUCGUAACAAGAGCAAGAUUCAAACUCAGCAGACUCUUGAUCGAGUACAGAAGUUGAAAGCAGAAAAUGAAAUGCUUGAAGUGAAAAUUAAAAUUCUUUCAAAAGAGCUAAGUUUUUUAAAAGAUCUGUUUUUAGCUCAUGCAGGGAAUGCCCACGGAGGCAACCUUGCUGCUGUUAAUUUUAAGACUUUGAGUGAUGAAACAGAGGCAGGUACAAAAUCACCCACACCUGAAGUGUAAUAGAAAAUAUUGGAUCUCCUUUUUCCAUGUUCAGAUUUUUUAUUUUUUCUCUCUCCCUCACACAGUUGUACAUAAAUAAAUAUGUUGCUGUAUGUAUUGUUUUCAAAUUAAUUUGCUUAUUGCACCUCUGGAGUGCUUAUUUUCAAGCGAUUUUUUUGCCGGUCAUAAUGCUUUUACACUUCCUGCUUUGUGUGCAACAUAGUCAAGGACAAUUAAUUAUUUUCUUUGUAAAAUAACAUUAAUUGUUUAUUUGUGGAUCUUUGUAAGAGCAGCAGUAUCAUAUUGCUUAAAAUAUUCUUGUAAUUGAAACUGGUAUUAGUUACACUUGUCGUAGUCUGUUUUGUACUGUAUACUCAGUCUUCUCAUACAUCAUGUUGUGUAUUUACUUAUUUUAUGGUCACUUUCAAUUACAUAAAAAUUCAAAUAAGUUUUCUACAUUUAUUUUAAAUGUGUGUGGGGGGGAGGACAACUUUUAUUUUUUCAGGUGUCUGUCUUGAAAUCAAUCAGCUUUCCAAGUAUCAUUUUGAAUAUUAAAAUUUAAUUUUGUAUUUAUUUGAAGGGUUUUAGCUGUUUAAGUAAAUGUUUGGUUUGCUGUGUAGCCGAUUUGUUUAAGUUUGAUAUAUUGUACGUGUGUAGUUUAGACUGCUAGUUAAAAUGGUAUAUCAAAGCUAUUUAACUACCAAAUGUAAUACGUCAAGGCAUUGGGUUUGUUUGGCCAGUUUUUUGGCAUUGAGAAUAUUAAGAUAGUGUUUAAUCGAACUAUCAAACUAUGGUAUAUCAAAGCUAUUUAACUACCAAAUGUAAUACGUCAAGGCAUUGGGUUUGUUUGGCCAGUUUUUGGCAUUGAGAAUAUUAAGAUAGUGUUUAAUCAAACUAUGGUAUAUCAAAGCUAUUUAACUACCAAAUGUAAUACGUCAAGGCAUUGGGUUUGUUUGGCCAGUCUUUUGGCAUUGAGAAUAUUAAGAUAGUGUUUAAUCGAACUACGUUUACCAAGUGAGAAAUUGAAGCAUUUGAAUUGUUUAGGUAUAUCAAAUAUGUCUGGUUUUAGCAACAAUGCUCUACCACUGGAGGAAAAGAACUUUACUCUGCCUUUAGUCUUACAUUCUAUAGAGUUAUCAGUUACAAAUCAAACAUUAAAAUACAGAUAUGUUUUAGUUUUGGAACAUAACUUUUAAUAAAAAGGUCAUGAUUUUGAG
Messenger RNA from Limulus polyphemus (Atlantic horseshoe crab), 1779 nucleotides. Its product is annotated as CCAAT/enhancer-binding protein gamma-like. Gene Ontology annotation, biological process: DNA-templated transcription; regulation of transcription by RNA polymerase II. Gene Ontology annotation, molecular function: DNA-binding transcription factor activity, RNA polymerase II-specific; RNA polymerase II cis-regulatory region sequence-specific DNA binding. Bases 164 to 583 code for a protein of 139 amino acids. The transcript has 2 exons. Lineage: Eukaryota; Metazoa; Arthropoda; Merostomata; Xiphosura; Limulidae. The record is from RefSeq and is a predicted model, not a curated record.